Misgurnus anguillicaudatus (oriental weatherfish) is the source of this 4431-nucleotide messenger RNA. RefSeq names its product exportin-6. Gene Ontology annotation, biological process: protein export from nucleus. NCBI's taxonomy places the organism in Eukaryota, Metazoa, Chordata, Actinopteri, Cypriniformes, Cobitidae. Gene Ontology annotation, molecular function: nuclear export signal receptor activity; small GTPase binding. The record is from RefSeq and is a predicted model, not a curated record.
GGGAGUUUAAUGAGCAGAAGAGAGAGGAAGCUGAGAAAGGCCUGCACGAUUCCACUAGCCCAAGGAGUGGCUCUAUCAGCCUUCACAGUGCUCAAAUUAAAACACCGAGUCCCGCACAGCGAUACCAACCCCCGAGAAUUAGAGAAGACAGUCCCGACAUAUUUUUAGGACCGGUGUUGUGUUUAUAUUUUACGCCGUCGUUUCGUGCGGUUUAUCUCCGGCUAUCCGGACAGUGUCGUCCCCCUUUGAGCUCGCGUCAGGAUCAACAAUAAUAACAAGUGUCCGGGAGCCCGAAACGGGCCCGGGCGUGUGCGGGACAGCGAUGCGGGCUUUCGGUGUUUCCAGGAGGUGAGAAACACAGUUCCCCGGGGAAGCAUGAGCGAGCAGAACCGCAUCAAACUCAUAUUAUAGCCGCAUUAAAGAUCCGAGCCUGGGCAUGGCGUCAGAAGAGUCCUCCUUGCGGGCCCUGGAAAGUCUUAUGACCGAGUUUUUUCAUAACUGCACCACCAAUGAUCGCAAGAGAGAGAUCGAAGAGCUGCUGAACAGUUUUGCGGGGCAGUCUGGAUCAUGGAGACACUGCCUCUACUUUCUCUCCAACAGCCGAAAUGAAUACGUCAUGAUGUAUAGUCUUACUGUGUUUGAGAAUCUGGUUAAUAAGAUGUGGGUUGGUGUGGCCAGUGAAGACAAAGCAGAACUGCGUAGCUGUCUGCCCAAGCUUCUGCUAUCCCAGCAUGCACUGCUGCCUUUCUUCAUCAGAAACAAACUCUGCAAAGUCAUCGUCGACAUCGGACGGCAGGAUUGGCCGAUGUUCUACCAUGAUUUCUUCAGCAACACCUUGCAGUUGAUACAGUCACCAUCUCUAGCUCCGCUGGGUUUGGUUUUGCUGAAGAUGACCUCAGAAGAGUUGGUCUGUCCGAGGGAAGACUUGAGCGUCGCUCGGAAAGAAGAACUCAAGAAACUUCUGUCAGAUCAAAUACCCACCGUACUGAAUCUCCUGACUGGUAUACUGGAGACAGUAUGGGGCAAGCACAGUGUUACGGUUACCACCCCACCUCCAUCUCCCAACUCUAGAGAGUCAGGUAUUUUGUCGGGCGACAGAGCAGCGAUGAUCCUGGAUUCUGAAAGCGGCUCUCUAUGUCUGCUAGCACUGGAAUGUCUGGCUCAUCUUUUCAGCUGGAUUCCUCUUUCCUCUUCCAUCACUCCAUCCCUCCUAGCGUCCAUCUUUCAUUUCGCUCGCUUCGGAUGCCAGCAGCCAAUCAAAACUAAACAUCUGCCAACUUCAAACGGGGGCUCCGUCCACGGACGUCUCCCAGCCAACGGCGACGAUGGACACUGCAGGACCGGUCAGAUGGUCGGGCACGCCGAACGCGCCCGACUGGGCGUCAUGGCCAUGAACUGCAUAAAUGAGCUGAUGUGCAAAAACUGCGUCCCCGUGGACUUUGAGGAGUUUUUGCUCCGUAUGUUUCAACAGACGUUCUACCUGCUACAGAGACUCACAAACACACAUUCGCACGGCAACACGCACACGAUCAAAAACCGGCUACAGGAACUAGAUGAAAGCUAUGUGGAAAAGUUCACAGAUUUCCUCCGACUCUUUGUUAGUGUUCACCUGCGGAGGAUUGAAUCUAACGCCCAGUUUCCCUUAGUGGAGUUUUUAGCUUUGCUCUUCAAAUACACCUUUAACCAGCCGAGUCACGAGGGUUACCUGGCCUGUCUCGAUAUCUGGAGUAUAUUCCUGGACUACCUGACCACCAAGAUCAGAAGCCGAUUGGCUGACAGAGACAGCGUCAUUAACAGGUAUAAAGAUGCUCUUGUUCUGCUGUUGCGAGAAGUUCUCAACAGGAUUCAGUUCAGAUUAAACCAGAGUGAACUUGAGGAACUGGACGACGAAACGCUCGAUGACGACAAACAGACGGAGUGGCAGCGAUACUUGCGUCAGAGUUUGGAAGUGGUUGCCAAGGUGAUGGAGCUGCUGCCAUCUCAGACCUUUUCUGUCCUGUUUCCAGUUCUCCAGGAUGAUCUCGACAUUUAUCUCGGACUUCAGCAGUUCAUUGUUACAUCUGGAACAAGUCGCAGGCUGAACAUCACAGCUGAGGCCGACUGCAGACGUCUGCAUUGUGCUUUGAGAGAUCUCAGCUCUCUGCUGCAGGCUGUGGGACGUCUGGCUGAGUUCUUUACCGGCGAUGUUUUUAGCGGUCGCUUUAAUGACGCUCUUGCCAUUGUGCAGAGACUGGUGGAAGUGUCGUGUUACGGUUCUCAGAUCAGCCUGUACGAUGUCGAAAUGGCCGUGCCGUCAGUUCUCAAACCCGACCUGAUAGACGUCCACGCGCAGUCAUUGGCUGCUCUGCAGGCGUAUUCUCAUUGGCUGGCUCAGUUUUGCAGCGAGGUGCAGCGCCAAGAUCAAACGCAAUUUGUUGAUCUCAUCACGUCGAGUAUGGCCGCCACAACACCUCUUAUCAAUGCCAAGGUACCAGAGAAGUUAUUGAUAUCUGCGUGCCAUCUCCUGGUCUCAAUGGCGACCACCGUCCGGCCGGUGUUUCUGGUGUCAUUACCUGCCGUGCAAAAUAUCUUCAACCUGAUCACAGAAAAUCACAACCACAGAUUACCUCAGGAGGCUCACAUCCUCGUGUGUCGGGCUCUGUCAAACAUGUUACUGUUGCCUUGGCCCAGUCUACCAGAGGCGGAGCAACAGUGGUCGAGCCGCUCAUCCAAUCACGCGCGACUUAUUAGCAGUCUUACUCAGCAGUACCGCAGCCUGCCCCGCCCACCCAACCAUCACCACACAAGUAAAGCUGUGAUCGAGCAGACUGUGUGUGUUUUGAGGGAUCUGGUGGACAGUAUAUCAGGGGAAGCCACCAAAUCACGUCAGAUCUGUUACCACAGCUUGCAGGAGUCUGUACAGGUGACGCUGGCCCUGUUUCCACUCUUCAUCCAGCAGCCAGAUGUGACUGACGAAAUGCUCAGUUUCUUUCUCACGCUGUUUCAAGCGCUGCGUGUGCAGAUGGGCGUGGCUUUCACCGAGCAGAUUAUCCAGACCUUCCUCAGCAUGUUUACCAGAGAGCAGUUGGCCAUCAGCAUAUUGCAGGAGGGAAGCUCGGGCUCCAACGUGGUUCAGAAAUUCCUCAAGAUUUUGCAGGUUGUUGUUCAGGAGCCUGGGCAAAGCUUCAAACCUUUAUUACCCAGCAUUCUCAGCCUUUGCUUGGAUCAGGUUUACCCAAUAGUUGCAGAGCGUUCCUGUCCAGAUGUAAAAGCUGAGCUGUUUGAGCUUCUUUUCCAAAUUCUUCAUCAGAACUGGAGGUUCUUCUUCAAGACUUCGGUGCUGAGCAGCGUCCAAAGAACCGGAACCGAGGAACUCAUGGAGAACCAAUCGCAGUUCACCGCUGCUAUGCAGGCGUUUGGUCAGUCCUUCCUGCAGCCAGAUAUUCACAUCUUCAAACAAAACUUGAGCUACCUGGAGGUUUUGAACAGCAAACACAAGCUGUAUCACAGGAAGUUGUUUCGAAGUGCCAUGCUCUUUCACUUCACGAACGUUCUCCUGCAAGUCCUUCUGCACAAGAGUCACGAUCUCCUGCAGGAAGACAUCACGCUGGCCCUCUACAACAUGGCGGCCGUGGAUUUCCAAGCAUUCUACUCUUCCUUCUUGCCAGAAUUCCUCAAUGGCUGCCAAGGCCUCGACCCACAUCAACGCACAACGCUUGCCCGAAACUUCACACCAGAGAGGGACCUGCCAUCAUUUUCUCAGGGAGUGUAUCGACUGGUGAAUGACCUGCGCUUUUACAGACUGUGCAAUGGAAGCCUUCCACCAGGAACAUUGAAAUUAUAGCAGUGAAUCACACCUGCCACAUAGCCAAAUCAUGGCCCAUCCUUCUAGGGGCACGGGAUUGCCUUUCGCCAGGGGCCAGCCUGUGAUCUCCGUGGGGGCGUGUUUAUUUGUCAGCUUGUUUUAUGUUUCUUUCGGCUAGAUUUUACACGUUGCCAAUGAUCAAUAGGCCAAAGUGGAUGUUCUACGGCUGCCGUCGAGACUGAAGCGCUCCUCGUCCGAAAUCAGUUGGUGUGUUUGAAAGCACUGCGAUUCGGGAUGUACUGUUGCCAUUCGGAGCGCUGUUUUCCGAACUGUUUGUGGUUGUGAAAGGAGUGGUGAAACUGAAAGCACACUUAUUUAGGUUGAAAUAAGCAGACGGUGUUAGGAGUGCAGUGGCGUUGAAUGAACGAAUCAUCUCGAGUUGGUUUUCAUGUGAACUGGUAUUGAAGCAUUUCUGGAGUUUUUAAAGUGAACAGGUGCGAUGCGGAGCACUGAUUUUUUUCUCUUAAUUGUCUGAUUUUAUUUCCUUCUCCUUUUUUCCAUGGAGAUGGAGUCUCACAUUUUUUUCAUAUCAUUCCAUCCUAAUCCAGGAUAAACAAAUCUUCAAUAAAGUUUUAUAUUGAAAUGCA